AUGGACUCCAAAAAAGCUGUAGAACAGCUCAAGGAUGAUCCUGUACCAGAUGAUGUGACGGUGUCGGUGACCAAAACCAGUUCUGGGAAACCGCCCGCUGAUGAGAACAAAAUCCACUUUACCACUGCUUUGGAGGUCACGUUUGGAGGGCUGGCAGUUAUACUAAUCAUCACUUCCUGCUGCAUCGCCUAUAACUCGGGGGCAAACCUUGCUGUAUUGUUAGGUUUCAAAAUGCUGCAGACGUCUACCACGGUUCCCGUGUCCGUCCUGCUGGUGUACCCUGCUGAGAACUUGAUAUUUCAGAGGGCCGUGGUGGCCCUGGCUGAGUUCUUGCAGAUGCACGGUGGCUGCAGUGUUGCUGUGGACAUGUGGCAGCAGGGGAAGAUAGCUGAGCUGGGACCAGUGCGCUGGCUGGCAGAGCGCACCAAAGCUGCAGGCCGAGUGCUAAUCAUCUGCCCGCAGCCCUCUGAGGCACCCAGCCCCUCUCACCCCGACAAUGACCUUCUAGCUCCUACCAUCCCAGCUGCAGCCCGUGACCUUUACCCCCUGAUUCUUAACACAGUUGCAAGCCACUCAAAGAACUCCAAGGAUCUGGCCAAGUUCUGGGUGGUGCAACUCGGCAAGCAGAAAGACCAGGAGUGUGGCAACCUGCCAGUGGAAAUGAGAGCCUGCAAGACAUUUUGUUUAAUGAAGGAUUUGAACAAAUUGUGCAGAAGCCUCCAUACUCAGGGAGAGGGUGACAACAACAUAACAGCAUUUCUGAUCCUUAGGCCAAGGAUGUUCUUCAGUGAAAACAGUACAAUCAAGUUAAGAGAAGCUGUAGAGAAAUUAGUUGGACAUAAGCGAGGUACAUUCAGAGAACUGGAACCGCUGAAGUCCGUGGUCACCACUAUUUAGCAGUGAUGUGUUUUUUCCGGAAGUCUGGGUAUUUAGGUCUGUGGCAAACGUUUCCGGGUUUUUCUUGUUUUCCUGGUCCGCAUCAGAUUUCACGUUCCUUUGUGUAAAAUUGAUCGGAAACCUCUCCGAUGAGACGCCAUAGUGGAUAUGAAGUCUCAUAUUUUCACAUCUUCAUCCCAAAGAUUCGAGACUGAAAGAUAAAUGUAACGUACAAUCCCAUUUAUCGGGAGCCACUGAUUGUACAGGCAGAAGCCAAUGAGGAAUGUUGUUACAGAUUUUACCGUGAAGUCCGUAGAAUUUUGAAAACAACCAUGUCAUAUUGAAACUACAAGUCAAAUCAGGGUUGGAAAUAUUCUACAGCA
Molecule: messenger RNA, 1259 nt
Organism: Thalassophryne amazonica
Lineage: Eukaryota; Metazoa; Chordata; Actinopteri; Batrachoidiformes; Batrachoididae
Product: interleukin-17 receptor B
Exons: 5
Coding region: 1-897 (298 amino acids)
Molecular function (GO): interleukin-17 receptor activity
Source: RefSeq, a predicted model, not a curated record